Molecule: messenger RNA, 2199 nt
Organism: Acanthamoeba castellanii str. Neff
Lineage: Eukaryota; Discosea; Longamoebia; Acanthamoebidae
Product: DIL domain containing protein
Exons: 14
Coding region: 1-2199 (732 amino acids)
Molecular function (GO): GTPase binding
Source: RefSeq, a predicted model, not a curated record
AUGCCGAAGGAUAAGGUGAAGAUCAAGUACGAGAUUACCGUCAAGAAAAUCACCAAACUCCCCGAGAAGCUCAAUGGAAGCACCAUCUUCAUCUUGUGGAGGCGCGGCUCGCGCAAGAAUCAAGGCCUGACCAAACGAGCCCUCGCGCGAGACUGCCUGGCCACUUGGGAGGAGAAGAUCGUGUUCACGUGCUCCCUCACGCGCGAGUCUGAGGCCGACGAGUUCGACGCGCGCGGCAUCUCCUUCAGCUUGAAAGAGGAUGUCAUCGGCAAGCGCAAGCAGGACAAGACGCACUCGAGCACCAAGCUCAACCUUGCCGAGUACACCAACGAAGACGGCACUGACCAGAUCACCUUGCCGCUCAAGUUCAAGAAGUCCAAGGACACCUCAACCCUCGUGUUGACCAUCAAGACGCAGUGGCUCAAAUUCAACGACAAGAUUCUCAAGAAGCAGGUGGACAAGAAGGACAGUUCGGGCAAGGUGCUGGAGUUGGACGGCGGGUCGUUUGAAGCCGAAACCGAUCCCAACAUGUCCGAAACCGAGAACUCGGACAGCGAGGGUGAGGGUGAGGUGUUCUCUGAGGCGGAGGAUGACGACGACGACGAUGGCGAGGGCGGCGGCGGCGGUGGUGGUGGCGCGAGCGAGGGAGCCAAGAAGAAGCUGGCGCGGCUCGAGCAGGAGGUCUACGAGCGCGGCAAGAUGAUCCGACAGCGCGAGGAGGCCCUCGACAAGCUCAAGACCAAGGUGGGCAAGCUCAAGCAGGAGCGCGCCCAGGCCGAGGACCUGCGGAAGGAGGCCGAGCGGCUGCGGCAGGAGAAGGCCGACGCCGAGCGCGCGCGGGCCGAGGCCGAGGCCCACCUGCAGACCGUCGCCGGCCAGCUGACGGCCUUCCGCGAGGGCAAGGGCGAGUCGGAUGUGAUCCAGCAGCAGGAGGACGAGCUCCGCAAGCUGCGGCAGGAGCUGAUCGAGGCGCGGCAGCGCAGCGAACAGAGCGCGGCGGCGGCCGAUGAGGCCAAGGCGAGGGAGAAGGAGCUCGACGCCCUCCGGCUCGAGGUGACCAAGCUCAAGCACGAGCUCGAGGAGAAGGACUGGAAUCUCUCCGUCCAGCGACGGCGAAGAGGCGACGACAGCUCCGACACCGAUGACGACGACGGCAUGAAGCGGUCCAAGUCAGCCGAGGGCGGGGCCAAGGACAAGCUGGCCGCGCUCAAGAACGAGGCCGAGACGUUCAAGCAGCAGCGGGACGAGCUCAACUUCCUCAUCACCGGCUUCUACCACGAGAACCAGCUCAACUUCUCCGAGGACCGGACGCCCGUGCCGGCCGACCGCGCCCUGCGCGUGUUCACCAAGUGGAAGGUGUUCGAGAAGGGCGCCGAGCGCGGCGAUUUCCUGAACUACCUGGUCGACGCCAUCGACGCGAGCUCGAAGCGGACCGACAAGAUGAUGACCGGCUACUGGCUCUCGAUCGCGUCCUACAUCUACCGCUCCCUGCGGCUCGAGUUCGGCUACAACCACGCGGUGGCGUCCAAGUCCGGCAAGGCCGGCGUCAUCGGCGACUUUGCCGCGCGCCUCCAGAUCGUCAUCGCCGCCAUCUUCGAGCGGCUCCUGACCAGCCUCUACACCGAAUUGGCGACCGUGCUGAGCAUCGCCGUUCUCGAGCAGCCCUCAGCCCUGAGCAGUGCCACGAAAUGCACGCUCCAUUCGACGCAGGAGACGUUGCUGCCGAUCCUCGAUAGCUACCUCACGCAUCCACAUGCAGCUCAUGAAGCAAUUCUUCUCCCAGGCCUUUACUUCAUCAACUUCACCCUAUUCAACACGCUUUUGAACACAAAGCGCAUGUGUACGUGCUCCAACGGAUUCCAGAUCAAGCUCGAGCUGUCGCAACUCGAGCAGUGGAUCAGCAAGACCCUCCAGAUUCCCGAAAUCAAGAGCCAGCUGGACAUUAUGGCGCAGGCGGCCAACGUGCUGGUCAUGGACAAAAACGUGAUCUUGGAAGGGGACAUGCUGAAGCAGAUCUGCCCGCUCCUGACCGCCAAACAGAUCAAGCGCCUUCUGGAACUCUUCACGCCAGACCAGUUGUCGCCGACGCCGGUGCCGCCGGAGGUGUUCGCCAAGCUCAAGAAGGCGUCGGAGGGCGACAACAGGCCGCUCGAGACGGCGCCCACCAAGAUGGUCGAGCCUCUGUGCUACGACUUCUGA